Liolophura sinensis is the source of this 633-nucleotide messenger RNA. Its product is annotated as neuroligin-4, Y-linked-like. The record is from RefSeq and is a predicted model, not a curated record. Lineage: Eukaryota; Metazoa; Mollusca; Polyplacophora; Chitonida; Chitonidae. The transcript has 2 exons. Bases 1 to 633 code for a protein of 210 amino acids.
AUGUGUCCUUGUAGGAAAGUGGUAGGUUUGGCGUUAGUUUGUGCGUCCGCUGUGUUGGCCACGUGCGCGGCGGCUGUGCGAGUGAAGCAGCUCAGUAACCGUCUUGUGGACACAAAAUACGGCAGAAUCCGUGGCAUGUUUUGGGAUUUCCAGGAGCCUAAUAUGCUGCCUGUGGAGGUGUAUUACGGAAUACAAUACGGUUCUAUCAUGAAGGGCAGCCUGAGGUUCAUGCCUCCUACAGGCCCCACGGAGACGUGGGACGGCAAUCUGGUGGCCUUGAAGCAGAAACCCUCCUGUCCCCAGAAGGUGUUGGACGAGGUGGAGUUAGAGAGACUUCUACCCUUGUCCCUAGCUGAGGAAAGGGCGGCCUUUACAGAGUACAGUCGAGAUCAGGACGAGGAUUGCCUCAACCUUAACCUCUACAUCCCUGUCAAAGAUUCCAACUCCACUCUUCCACAUAAAAUACCGGUUAUGGUUUUCAUUCACGGAUACUCAUUCGACAGCGGAAGUGGAAAUGCUUACGAUGGCAGCGUGCUGGCCAGCUAUGGGAAAAUCAUAGUGGUCACUUUGAAUUAUCGUCUGGGUAUAUUUGGUAAGCAAAAACUUUUCCUCGUGGAUAGAUUAGCGGUAUAG